This is a messenger RNA of Sabethes cyaneus, 2148 nucleotides long. Its product is annotated as tetraspanin-9. The transcript is spliced from 7 exons. The record is from RefSeq and is a predicted model, not a curated record. The coding region runs from base 642 to 1499 and encodes 285 amino acids. NCBI's taxonomy places the organism in Eukaryota, Metazoa, Arthropoda, Insecta, Diptera, Culicidae. Gene Ontology annotation, cellular component: membrane.
UUGGGAUCAUUGGUGUGAACCACGAGUUCGAUAGUGAAAAAUUGCAGGUUUAAAGGUAAUCUAAUUACAUCUCUUCAAUCGGUUCAAGUGACCAGUGCGCAGUGAUGUAGAAAGUUGCUAAAGGUUGAAUGAAAGUUUGUGCUUUCGUGUGUGCGCAUUUUCCAAAGGCAGAUCAGAAGUGCAGCAGGGCUGAGGAUUAUCUUCAAUUUUGCAGAUUUAAAAACGUGACGUGAUCGAUUGCAAAUUCUCCGCAGUGUUUGAAUAAGAAGAGUGUUGGUGGAUUAGAAAAAUAAAACAGUCGCUGCCGCCGCCUAUGUUUGCGCGGAUGCGGGGAGGUUGUUCGGUUCAGUUUGCGCUGUGUCAUUAUUAUAAGUGACGGUCAGCACAUUGAAGACAGCGGUCGGCAGUAGCGUGCUCUACUUCUGGACAGCUGGAUCUAUGCUGAGAUCCAAACGCUGCUGGAACCAUUUGGAGAAAACGAAAGUUGGAAGUAAGACGGUGGAGGAGCGAUUAUACAGAAGCAGUGCUUCAUCCAGAAUAGCAAAGUCGUCACUGAACUAAUAGGCGAAAAGACUGUGGCUGCCUGAUGCCAUUGGUGGGAAGUUAAUCGGAUUUGUAUUACUACUACCAAGAAAAAUACAAUGGGUAACUCCGGGUACACCUGCAUACGACGGACGUUCUGCUCAUUCAACAUUCUCAUAUGGAUCUGCGGCAGUGGGUUUCUAGCGAUCGGAGUUUGGCUUCGGUUCGCGGCUCAGGGCUAUGCCACCCUGCUUCCGGACCACGCCGGCCUUAGUGCGGACUGCGUCUUCAUCACCAUCGGAGUGAUUAGUUUCGUUAUCGCCUUCUUCGGCUGCUGCGGCUCGUGGUUCCAGUCCAGGUGUUUCCUAAUUAUAUAUUUCACGCUGGUGGUAUUGCUCUUUUUGAGCGAGUUCCUGCUGGGAUCGUUGGCGUUCGUAUUUCGCGGCGGCAUCGGUCGGAUGUUGGUCCACGAGCUCAAGUACGGUAUCGAGAAGCACUACAAUGUAACGGACCGGGGAGGCAUUCUGGCACCCUCGGUAGCAUCCAUCUGGGACAAGCUGCAGGUGGAGCUACAAUGUUGCGGAGUGACUUCGUAUGAAGAUUGGUACGACAUCAGCGCUUGGCCCGGUGAACGGUGGGUACCACGAUCUUGCUGCCGACCGCGAUACAAUUCUGCAUUCCUUGAUGGAUCUGGCGAUGAUCUACAAAGCAUAGACUGCCGGAAAGCCGGCGAUCCUUCCCUGCUGUGGGACAAAAGCUGCGGACAUAUCUUGCAGAUGUGGUUUGUUCAGCGGCUACAUGUCGUUGGCACGGUAGGCCUAGUCAUAGCGUUCCUGCAGCUUUUCGGUUUAAUUUCUUCAAUGCUACUAUUCUGCACGGUGAAGCAUAAGCGAUCGUCAAAAACGUACAAGUCCUAUUCACCGACGGUGGAUACGACGUUGAAUCGUAACAGUACCGGGACCUAUUUGGACGAUUGAUAUUAACCAAAUGGAAUGAUGCCAAGAAACGACGAAGAAAGCAAACUCGCAUUACUCACGAAAACAUUCACAAAUACAACGACGGAUUAGAAAGAAAUAAUACUCGUACUAGUUUUAAAAGUUCAUAUGUGCAACUUAAAGUGCCUGCAGAUAAAGUUUCCAAGCAAGUUUUAUACUGCGCAUUCGCAUUGGCAUUCGGACACAUUAAGCUGCAUUUAUUACAGUCGAUAAACGAGAAUUUGAAUCCUUAGAUUAAGGAGACGCUGUGCCAAAAACAACUGUUCGUUUCUAACCCAACAGAGAAACUCUGACUGCAUUGGGUUUAAGGCAGUGUAAUUUAUGAUCAAAGAAAAUAAACGAUAAUUUUUAUGUCAGUAAAUCAUACCAAGGUAAAGAAGUGUAGCAAUUAAGUCGAACAAAAUUACUUUAUUCUCAUACAAUAUACAAAACAAUAGGGAUUUGAUGAGAUAAAUAGAGUAGUUUUAACCGUAUGAAUGUACGAUUCUGCCUCUAAUAAGUUAUUUAUACAUAAAUGAAACAGUAGAGAGCGUUGGUUUAGUUCAAGCAAACUAGCCAGGAAACAUUCCAAAGCAGUAGUGAAAGCAGUGUUGCAUAUGUAUUUACACGAAAAAGUAAUAAAGCUCGAUAU